UCAUCGAGACCCAAAGCGUUGGCUGCGGGGGAGAAACCAGAACACGAUAUCUUUUUGAUGAAUAGGUCAUUCGAUUGCCAUUUGUCUGUCCUUACUUGUUGGAUGUGUUGGCUCGCUGCCACGGCUCAUUGAACAAGAUGACGGCCGUCAACGGUCUAAAUGGCCAUCGAGCGGGCGACGGAGUCAACACCACCUUUCCCUCUCCUACCAGCGCUCCUCCACGAUCAUUCUCCGUCGAAGGCUUCCGCAUCACAACACAAAAGUUACCAAUCUUGAAAGCCGGCCCAAUUGAAGAGAUGACAGCGAAUCUGGGCAUCGCUCCUCCUGAGAUGAUCUUCGGUGACAACUUUGUGGCCAUUGAGCAUCCACAAUCUCAUUGGGGUAUUAAGUUCGACGCCUUUGGGGCAUUGGAUCGGGUGGACAAGACCGGAGAAAAGAGAUUGAAAGUGGCAUACUCUAAGGAAUGGCAACAGAGCAGAGAAGACACUCACGACAUCAAGGAAGUGGUGAAGCCAUUCGACUGGUCUUACACUACCGAUUACAAGGGCGACCUUGCUCCCGAAAGUCCGGCAUUCCAGGAGGGAAGCGACCCAAUCCCACUGGAAUUAUUGCGACGACCAGAUCCGAUAUUGUUCUUCGAUGAUGUGAUCCUAUAUGAGGACGAGCUUGCCGACAACGGAAUCACCAUGAUCUCAUGCAAAGUCCGCGUCAUGCCUGCCCGCUUGCUCCUCCUAUGUCGCUUCUUCAUGAGGCUGGAUAAUGUCAUGUUAAGACUUCGCGACACGAGGGUAUAUGUUGACUUCGGCAAGCGGGAGGUCAUUAGAGAGUAUAUCGCAAGGGAAGAAGCGUAUGACAAGGUGCGCGACGAGUUGGCGACGAGAAGAGAUGAUGUUGCAGCUGUGCUACGUGAUGCAAAUCAAAUGUCUGAAUUGCUUCCGGUGGUUGAGAAGAGCCUGGAAAGGAUUCAGCUAGGCGAUUGAAGUGUACAUUGGCUUCUACAUGGUCGCUUGCAGUAUCGCCGAUCUGCCUCGAUCAACAAUCGCGUUGUCUGCGGAGAAAGGUCACAUUGGGCUUACUACUCGUCGCUCAGCAUCAGCUGAAGGGAGUGCUGUCGGAGCUCAACGU
Exophiala viscosa is the source of this 1125-nucleotide messenger RNA. RefSeq names its product TIP41-like family-domain-containing protein. Bases 138 to 980 code for a protein of 280 amino acids. Gene Ontology annotation, biological process: TOR signaling. The transcript has a single exon. Gene Ontology annotation, cellular component: cytosol. Lineage: Eukaryota; Fungi; Ascomycota; Eurotiomycetes; Chaetothyriales; Herpotrichiellaceae. The record is from RefSeq and is a predicted model, not a curated record.